AUGGAUGUUUUUGGUGCAUCAGAUCCAUAUGUUGUUCUUGAAUUAUUACCAUCAACACUUUAUCCAAAAGAAGAUAGAACGAAUACAAUAAAACAAACACUUAAUCCAGAAUAUAAUCAAUUAUUUCAAUGGCAUCGUCUUCCAUUAAAUAUUGUACACACAUCUGGUGCUGUUUUACGUUUGAGUGUUUGGGAUGAAGAUAUAAUAAAAGAGGAUGAUUUUAUUGGUGAAUGUUUUAUACCAUUAACAAGUAUUGAAUCAUUAAAAAAUCGUGUAUCAAUACGUGACAUUCCUGUAUCAGAAGUACAUUUGAGAACACAAGAUAAAAAUACUCAACCAAGAGUAUAUGAAUUGAUUCGAAAUCGUGCAAAAUUUGAUCAAGAAGCAGCUCGUUUUAUUAAACAACGUUUUUAUGCAACAACUAUAGCUCUACGUUCAUUAUUAUGCUUUAUACCAUGUGAUAUUGGCUUUGAUUUUCAUUCAACUGCUUAUGAUGAAGCAAAUGUCGGUGAUAAUGAAGAAAUAAAUUGA
Molecule: messenger RNA, 531 nt
Organism: Rotaria sp. Silwood1
Lineage: Eukaryota; Metazoa; Rotifera; Eurotatoria; Philodinida; Philodinidae
Source: the annotation of a GenBank genome assembly